AUACUUCGACAAAUACAUAAAAUAUCUGGCUCUUAACUUGUAUCUAGCCACAAAGGCAAAAUAAUGGGAGCUCAUGCUGUAAUUGUUCCAUAUCCAGGGCGAGGCCAUGUAAAUCCAAUGAUGCACCUCGCCUGGAAGCUUUCCUCUCACAGAAUCCCCGUUACAUUUGUGGUGACCGAGUCAUGGCACAAAAUCCUUACCCAGGCCGACCACAAUCCUUUCACCUACGCUCCAGACAUUCGGGCCGCCAUCAUACCAAACUGCGUGGUUGGGGAAUCGGAAAGGGGCAGAAAUAUCACAGAAUUUUUUCUGUCCCUCUCAAACAUGGAAGCUCAUGUGGCUCAACUCCUAACAAACCUCAAUCGCUCGGGAACGGCCGCAACAUGUAUCGUCGCCGAUGUAUUCCUCAAAUGGGCGCUUCCUUUUGCAAAAAGACACGCUCUCCGGUCUGUUUCUCUCUGUCCAAUGUCUGUGACAAGUUUUUCCAUAUUUGAUCAUUUGGAAUUAGGGUUAGAGGGGUUGAAGGAUUUUAUUGCAGGGUCGCCUCCGCUACAAUCGACAGAUCUUCCAACCUAUCUUACUCCUCCCUCUCCUUUGGUCAAUGAAUUUAUAGAGUGUUUUACUAAUGUGAGGACGGCAGAUUGGAUUGUGGCGAAUUCUUUCAAUGCCUUGGACUUUAGAGCAGUGGAGGCACAGAGGCAUAAAACCCCUGUGUACUGUGUGGGUCCCUUAAACAUGGGCUUCUCUUCAAUGCCCGACUCUCACUGCACUGAAUGGCUAGAUACCAAACCGGCGAGGUCGGUCAUCUAUGUUUCCUUCGGCAGCUUCAUAACUGUGGCAAGACCUCAGGUGAGGGAAAUAGCAGACGGUCUUAUGAAAACAGGGUGCUAUUUUGUGUGGGCGCUUCGUCCAGAUAAGGAGGCGAGUCAUUUCUCGGAGAUGUUGCCCACUGGAUUUAUAGAUGUAUGUGAAGGGCGGGGCUUAAUCGCAGCCUGGUUUAGGCAGGCGGAGGUUCUGAGACAUCCUGCAGUGGGAGGGUUUUUGAGCCACUGCGGGUGGAAUGCGGUCAUGGAAAGCGUGUCAGCAGGUGUUCCCAUGCUGGGAUUUCCUCUUGCAGUGGAUCAGUUUUUCAACUGCAGAUAUAUUGUGGACGAAUGGAAGUUUGGGUUAGGGUUAAAAAAUGGAGAUGACGGGAAUAGGGUUGUAAGAGCUGAAGAAAUAGAGAGCAAGGUGAAAAUGUUGAUGGAAGGGGAGGAGAGUGUGAGAUUCAGAAGAGCAGCAGAGAGAUUUAGGGAUUUGGCGGAGGAGGAAGUGAGUAGAGGAGGACCGUCUGCCACUAGUUUGGAAGCGCUUGUGAAUUUCAUAAAUUUGAAUCCCCAGUGAGUUUUUCUUUGGAUUAGCGUAGCAUGAUAGCUGCUGAGUGAACUUGAUAGAGGCGUGGUCAAAUUAUUUUCUGUCGUUACAUACACUCCAUAUCGCACCGAGUUUUUUCGCUUGGUGCCAUCGAGAACUUUUUUUAAUGAUUUAGGUUCAUAUUUUCAGUAUUAAAGCCUGGAAAUUGUUGUUGCCUGUCUCCUUCAAUGCUUUACAUGAUAUUUUAAGAAAUUAAAUACGAGUACAUAAGGUACUUAGUUCUUAUCAUAA
Molecule: messenger RNA, 1644 nt
Organism: Cryptomeria japonica (Japanese cedar)
Lineage: Eukaryota; Viridiplantae; Streptophyta; Pinopsida; Cupressales; Cupressaceae
Product: UDP-glycosyltransferase 86A1
Exons: 2
Coding region: 64-1383 (439 amino acids)
Molecular function (GO): UDP-glycosyltransferase activity
Source: RefSeq, a predicted model, not a curated record